UCUCCUCUCUACCCAGGUGUGGAUGUAGGUCCCCGGUGGGAGGACCUGUACCAGACAUGUCAUCCCCACGCUGAUGACCAAACUUUCUCCGGCCGGAUUCUAAUCGGACUUUGGGAAAUUUUAAAGAUAAGUUUGUAUUUUGCCUAGUUUGAUAGAUGUGAGAUGUUCUUCUUUCCCUCCGCCCAGGUGUGGAUGUAGGUAGCAGGUGGGAGGACCUGUACCAGACCUGUCGUCCUCAUGCUGAUGACCACAUCCUGGUGUUUAACGACCUGCAUGUUCUCAUGUCGUGUCUCGGAGCAAAGCAGGACCAGGCAGCCAAGAAACUUGUCAACAGUCUUAAGGACUUCAUCAGUGAACACGAAGGUACACAGUCCACCAUUGCUAAGAAGGUUGGUGUGGCGAUGUGUGAGGCGUUUCUUGCCUAUGACGAGGGUGACUUUGCCAGAGCGGUGGACCUCCUGGCCCCGGUGCGAUACCAGGUGGUGACCAUAGGGGGCAGCAAUGCACAGCGUGACGUGUUUAACCUGUUUCUGAUCCACGCUGCCAUCAAGUCAUCUGAGAAACGACAUCACCAGCUGGCCAGAAACCUUCUGCUUGAGAGGAAGGCGUUGAAGGAGACAGCUCCGAUGACAGACAGGCUCAUUGCCAAGGCCAUGGCCAUGCACGGGGACUAGGCUGUAGUUGGAUAGCCUGGUUACCAAACCUAUUAUAGCUCCCGAGUCCUACAUCCUCU
Branchiostoma belcheri (Belcher's lancelet) is the source of this 733-nucleotide messenger RNA. RefSeq names its product tetratricopeptide repeat protein 38-like. The record is from RefSeq and is a predicted model, not a curated record. The coding region runs from base 282 to 674 and encodes 130 amino acids. The transcript is spliced from 4 exons. NCBI's taxonomy places the organism in Eukaryota, Metazoa, Chordata, Leptocardii, Amphioxiformes, Branchiostomatidae.